AUGGAGAUGGAUUCAAACGACGAAGAAGCACAAGCACUUAAAAAAGCUGGCUUGAAGGAUCAAGAGAAAGUUACUGGACCUUCAAUAGUAACCAAUGAGCUUGUCUCAAGUUGGCAGCACGCCAUCAUUAAGAAAAAAUCUCUCCGUAUUCUCAAACGUCUUCUCCUUGCGUUUCGCGCUGCCGCCCACGUCAAUGAUGCUGACGACACUUCCAAAAUAUUUGCCUACAAAGUUACCAGUGCUGCUGUGUUCAACAACCUUGUGGUCGUUUGCCUGAAACAUGUGAGCGACGUGUUCGAUCACCACUUGAAAACAAAAGAUCUUGUUACGAAAAAAAAUCUCCCCAAUACAGCUAAGAAAUGGAAGACUGUCGAACCUCUCGUACGAUCCUACAUCACUAGCCUUCUCCAUCUUCUUAGAAACCUUUCUGAGAACGAUAUGGUGUACUUUGUAUUGAAGGAAACAGAGAAGACUAUUCCAUAUCUUUUGUGUUUUACUAAACAGUCAAAUACUUAUUUGAAAGAGUUGUUGCAAUUCUGGGGAACUGGAGAUGAUAAAGUGAAAAUUGCUUCGUUUUUAAACGUGCGUACUCUGGUGACUACGGCCCCUAAACCGUUUGUUGAAACUUGUUUGAAGGGAAUAUAUAUGACGUUUGUUCGUAAUUGUCAGACCACUACAACACACACUUUGCCGGGGAUAAAUCUCAUGCGCAAUUGCGGAGUUCAGGUUUUUGGCAUUGAUUUAAAUACAUCAUAUCAAACAGCGUUUGUUUACAUUCGACAAUUGGCCAUACACUUGAGAAAUUCCAUGGCAAUAAAGAGUCAAGAAUCGUACAAAUCAGUAUAUAAUUGGCAAUUCAUUCACUGUAUAGAAUUCUGGUCACAAGUGCUCGCAACUUAUUGUGAUAAGCAACGCGUUGCAGAGUCGGGGGAAAAUAUUCUGCAACCAUUAAUUUAUCCUUUGGUGCAAGUGACAAUCGGAGUAAUAAGACUAGUCCCAGCAUCACAAUACUUUCCACUUCACUUUCAUUGCCUACAUUCUCUGAUCCACCUAUCUGGCCGCACAGGAGUAUUCAUCCCGCUUGCACCAUACAUAUUUUCUAUUCUUUCCUCGCCCGAGAUUCGGCGUAAGCCCAAGCCAUCAACGUUAAAACCUUUAGACUUUUCUGUACACCUGAAGGCUCCCAAAAGUUAUUUACAUACCAGAGUAUAUCAGGAUGGAUUAAUAGAGGAGUUGGUAAGAGUGAUGGAAGAGUAUUAUGGAGGACUAUGCUUGUCGAUAGCAUUUCCAGAAUUGGCUAUUCCGGCCGUCGUCCAGAUAAAGAGACACAUUAAGAAGUCGAAGAAUUUGAAACUGAAUAAGCAACUUCAUGUUUUGGUUGAGAAGUUUGAGCAAAAUGCAAAAUAUAUCCAGCAAAAACGUCUACACGUAGAAUUCAGUCCCAACAACCGAGCACAAGUGAAAGCAUUUUUGAAAGAUUCAUCUCCCGAAGAGACUCCUCUUGGAGCUUAUAUACAAUCAGUUAGAAAAGUAAAAGAACAAAGGAAACAAUUAAUUGAACAAAGUUGA
This is a messenger RNA of Paraglomus brasilianum, 1569 nucleotides long. The record is from the annotation of a GenBank genome assembly. NCBI's taxonomy places the organism in Eukaryota, Fungi, Glomeromycota, Glomeromycetes, Paraglomerales, Paraglomeraceae.